UCAAGAUAGUAAUAAUAACGUAUAAAGUCUGUUAAAUUUUGGCUCAAUUGUUUUCAUUAUUUUUUAUUACAUUUUUUAACACGUUUUAACAGUAAAUAUCUUCAUAUUGUUGAAUAAAUCUAAUGUUGUAGCAUUGCUAAGACAGUUUUAAACCGAUCACUUGUAUUGAUUAUGUUGCUGGGAAGCAAAUAUUUGUCUUUAUUGGUUUUGAGUUGGUUGAUUACUUUUCAGUUAAUCGGCGUCAAUGGGGUUAUAGAUCCUAUCACGGGAAGUCUUGUAAUUGGAACUGUAAUUGCGGGAUACUUCUUUAAAGAUAAUAUUCCAUUUUUUAGUAAAUGUCCCAAAACGUUUGAUUUGCAAGAACUCGAAAAAGACAUGAAUAAUAAAGUUUUUGGUCAACAUCUUGCAUCAAAAAUUAUUUUGUCUGCUUUAAAAGGCAAUUCUAAUCGUAUCAAGUAUAACAAAAAACCGUUAGUAAUGACUUUUCAUGGCUGGACAGGUUCCGGUAAAAAUUUUAUCUCUGAAUUAAUAGCUAGUCAUAUGUUUAGAGAUAACAAAGUUAAAAAAUUACGAUAUUAUCUAAUAAACAGUCAUUCCGAUUUUCCACUAGGCACAGAAACAACUGCAUUUAAGUUAAAACUUCAUGCCACUAUUAUAUCUGCUAUAAAAUCAUGCAAUACAAAUUUAUUUGUUUUUGAUGAACUUCAGUAUAUACCUAUAGGUGUAUUGGAUAUAAUAAUACCUAUUCUUGAAAAUCAUGACACAUCAAUUGAUUCUAGAAAUUCAAUUUUUAUAUUUUUAACUAAUGCUGGUGCUGAUGCUAUAGUAGAGAAAACUUUAGAUCAUUGGCGUAAAGGAUAUGCUCGAAAUCAAUUAACAAUUCAGGAUUUUGACAAAAUCUUACAAGUAUCUGCAUUCAAUGAAAUAGGAGGAUUGAAGAAGAGUCAUUUGAUAGAUUCCCAUAUUAUUGAUCAUUAUAUUCCAUUUUUACCACUUGAAAAAAAUCAUGUUUUACAAUGUAUUCAUGCAGAGUUGAGACAAUUAAAUCAAUCUAUGGAUUCCGACAAUAUAAAUAAAAUAUUGCAGAUGAUUCCAUUUGGCCCGAAACCUGAAACAUUGUUUUCUACUUCUGGUUGCAAGAGAAUUAAUGCUUUAGUUACAACACAUUUGAAUUAAGUUCACAAUUUGGAAGUACAUUAA
Sipha flava (yellow sugarcane aphid) is the source of this 1200-nucleotide messenger RNA. It is a transcript of the gene Torsin, whose product is annotated as torsin-1A. The record is from RefSeq and is a predicted model, not a curated record. Gene Ontology annotation, molecular function: ATP binding; ATP hydrolysis activity. Gene Ontology annotation, biological process: cellular response to misfolded protein. NCBI's taxonomy places the organism in Eukaryota, Metazoa, Arthropoda, Insecta, Hemiptera, Aphididae. The transcript is spliced from 6 exons. The coding region runs from base 172 to 1176 and encodes 334 amino acids.